CUCUGCUCCCCCAGGUGAGGCAGUAGGCACCAUGUCUGCAAGGGGCAACCACUCAGAGGUGGUGGAGUUCAUCCUGGUGGGCUUCACGGGCCCUGUGGGGCUCCGUCUGUGCCUCCUGCUGCUGUUCCUGCUGGCCUACGUGCUGACUGUCAUGGAGAACCUGGUCAUCAUCGCCGUGAUCAGCACCAGCCCCAUGCUGCACAAGCCCAUGUACCUCUUUCUCAGCAACCUGUCCUUCCUGGAGGUGUGGUACAUCUCUGUCACCGUGCCCAAGAUGCUGUUCAGCCUGGCUGCACCGGAGUUCCGGCGCAUCUCCUUCACGGGCUGCAUGGCGCAGCUGUACUUCUUCCUGGCACUGGCCUGCACCGAGUGCACACUCCUGGGCGUCAUGGCCUACGACCGGUACGUGGCCAUCUGCAACCCCCUGCGCUACCCAGCCGUCAUGAGCCCUAGCCUCUGCAGCCUCCUGGCCGCAGGCUCCUGGCUCUCGGGCUUCACCAUCUCCCUGGGGAAGGUCUUCUUCAUCUCCCGGCUGGGCUUCUGCGGCCCCAACGUCAUGAACCACUUCUUCUGUGAUGUGUCCCCGCUGCUAAACCUUGCCUGCUCUGACAUGUCAGCGGCAGAGCUGGUGGACUUCCUCUUGGCUCUGCUCAUCCUGCUGGGGCCACUACUGCUCACCAUCUUCUCCUACUCGGCCAUCCUGGGUGCAGUGCUGCGCACCCCGUCCUCCGGCGGCCGGCAGAAGGCCUUCUCCACCUGCAGCUCACACCUGGCCGUAGUGGUCAUCUUCUACUCAGCCUCCCUCUUUAUCUACGCCAGGCCACGUGCCAUCUACUCCUUCGACUACAACAAACUGGUGUCCGUGGUGUACACUGUGCUCACACCUUUGCUCAACCCAGUCAUCUACUGCCUGCGGAACCAGGAGGUCAAGUGGGCACUGCGCAGGGUGGUGCAGAGGGCAACCCAGGCCCUGGGGAACCCCUCCUAGGCAGGCCCACGUCACCUUCAUUUGAUCCCAGCCCCUGCAGACAGCAGGGCCAGUGGGGGCUGCAGGGGUAUGGGCACCUCCUCAUGCCCUGGCCUGUGUCCUGGCUGCCCCCAUGUGUUUUACCUCCACCAUGCCCAGAAGGCAC
This is a messenger RNA of Marmota monax (woodchuck), 1133 nucleotides long. RefSeq names its product olfactory receptor 226-like. The transcript has a single exon. Bases 32 to 988 code for a protein of 318 amino acids. Gene Ontology annotation, cellular component: membrane. NCBI's taxonomy places the organism in Eukaryota, Metazoa, Chordata, Mammalia, Rodentia, Sciuridae. Gene Ontology annotation, molecular function: G protein-coupled receptor activity; olfactory receptor activity. The record is from RefSeq and is a predicted model, not a curated record. Gene Ontology annotation, biological process: G protein-coupled receptor signaling pathway.